AGAGAGAGAGAGAGAGAAAGACGGUGUUUUCGCAGCAGUAUAGAGCUCGGGUCCAGUCUGGCUGCUCCCGGAGAGACACGGAGCCGCUAUGUCCCGACCCGUCUGCUGCAGGCCGACGAGACUGGAGGAGAAGCAGCUUAGUAAACUGCCAUCUUCUCCAGCAGAUGAUUGAUGGACCUCCAUUGUGGCCAAGGGGACAUGAUUCUACAUUCCUCUCCUGUGGCACAAUGUCGAAUAUGAUUUACCUGACUGCCAGUUUGUACUUGCCCGUUUUGCUGUUCGAGGCCUUCGUGUUGUCCAAAGGCAAGUAUGAGAGGUCAGCGGUGCCGAGCUCUGCCUCUCGCCUGGUGGCGAGGAUGGACGGGGAUAUCAUAAUCGGCGCCCUCUUCUCUGUCCACCACCAGCCAUCGGCUGAGAAGGUGGCAGAGAGGAAAUGUGGGGAGGUCCGCGAGCAGUACGGCAUCCAAAGGGUGGAGGCCAUGUUCCACGCCUUGGAUCGGAUUAACUCGCACCCGAACCUGUUGCCCAACAUCACCCUGGGCUGUGAGAUCAGGGACUCCUGCUGGCAUUCUUCCGUGGCUCUGGAGCAGAGCAUCGAGUUCAUACGAGACUCGCUCAUCUCCAUCCGGGACGACAAGGACGGCUCCAGGUGGUGCAUCGAGGGGGUGCCUUCCAGUCAGCCGCCAUCAACCAAGAAGCCCAUCGCAGGGGUCAUCGGACCCGGCUCCAGCUCUGUCGCAAUUCAGGUCCAGAACCUUCUGCAGUUGUUCAACAUCCCGCAGAUUGCCUAUUCUGCAACCAGUAUUGACCUCAGCGACAAGACUUUAUUCAAGUACUUCCUCAGGGUGGUGCCCUCAGACACCCUUCAAGCCAGGGCUCUACUGGACAUUAUCAAACGAUACAACUGGACCUAUGUGUCUGCAGUGCACACAGAGGGUAACUACGGAGAAAGUGGGAUGGAAGUGUUCAAGGAGCUCGCCUCGCAGGACGGCAUCUGCAUCGCCCAUUCGGACAAGAUCUACAGCAACGCCGGCGAGAGGCACUUCGACAGACUGCUGAGGAAGCUGCGGGAGCGUCUGCCAAAGGCCCGGGUAGUCGUCUGCUUCUGUGAAGGCAUGACAGUCCGCGGCCUGCUCAUGGCCAUGCGACGGCUCGGAGUGGCCGGAGAGCUGCUCCUGAUUGGCAGUGACGGCUGGGCCGACCGCGUCGAGGUGGUAGAGGGCUACGAACAGGAGGCCGUGGGCGGCAUCACUGUGAAGCUGCAGUCCGCAGAGGUCUCAUCCUUCGACGACUACUUCCUGAAGCUCAGGCUCAGCACCAACGCUCGCAACCCGUGGUUCCCCGAGUUCUGGCAGUACCGGUUUCAGUGCCGCCUCCCUGGACACCCGCAGGAGAACAUGAACUAUGCGCGCAACUGCUCAGGUUACGAAAGUCUGGAGGACAACUAUGUUCAAGACAGCAAGAUGGGCUUCGUCAUCAACGCCAUCUAUGCCAUGGCCCACGGGCUGCACGACAUGCACGCUCACCUCUGCCCCGGCCACGUGGGGCUGUGUGACGCCAUGAUGCCGGUUGACGGCAGCCACCUGCUGGACUUUCUACUCAAGACGUCCUUCACCGGUGUUUCCGGAGAGGACAUAUGGUUCGAUGAGAACGGGGACUCACCUGGGAGGUAUGAGAUUAUGAACUUCCAGCGCGUGGAGCCUGGUGUUUACGACUACAUCAACUCUGGCUCCUGGCACGAGGGCGUACUCAGUCUUGACGAUGACAUGAUCCAGAUGAACCGCAGUGACAUGGUCCGCUCUGUCUGCAGUGAACCCUGCCCCAAAGGAGAGAUCAAGGUGAUCAGGAAGGGAGAGGUGAGCUGCUGCUGGAUUUGCACAGCCUGUAAAAACAACGAGUUCGUCCAGGACGAGUUCACAUGCAAGGCCUGCGAGCUGGGCUGGUGGCCGGACGAAGAGCUGGAAGGCUGUGAGCCAAUCCCCCUGCGCUGCCUGGAGUGGAGCAAUCCAGAGUCCAUUAUCCAGGUGGUGUUCUCCUGCCUUGGCAUCCUGGUCACGUCAUUUGUUGCCUUCAUCUUUGUCUUGUACCGUGACACGCCUGUGGUUAAGUCCUCCAGCCGGGAGCUCUGCUACAUCAUCCUGGCAGGCAUCUUCCUGGGCUAUCUGUGUCCUUUCACCCUCAUUGCCCGGCCCACCGUGGCCUCCUGCUACCUCCAGCGGCUUCUCGUUGGACUCUCAGCCGCCAUGUGCUACUCUGCCCUGGUAACGAAAACCAACCGCAUUGCCCGAAUCCUGGCAGGCAGCAAGAAGAAGAUUUGCACCAGGAAGCCGAGGUUCAUGAGUGCUUGGGCUCAGGUGGUUAUCGCCUCCGUCCUGAUCAGUGUCCAGCUCACCUUGGAGGUCACCCUCAUCAUCAUGGAGCCACCUGAGCCAAUCAAAUCCUACCCCAGCAUCAGAGAAGUCUUCCUGAUCUGCAACACCAGCAACCUUGGUGUCGUCGCCCCGCUGGGCUACAAUGGCUUGCUCAUCAUGAGCUGCACCUAUUACGCCUUCAAGACCCGCAACGUUCCUGCAAAUUUCAACGAGGCCAAAUACAUCGCCUUCACCAUGUACACCACGUGCAUAAUCUGGCUGGCGUUUGUGCCAAUCUACUUUGGUAGCAACUACAAGAUCAUCACAACGUCCUUCUCCGUGAGCCUCAGUGUGACUGUAGCCCUGGGCUGUAUGUUCACACCAAAGAUGUACAUCAUCAUCGCCAAACCAGAGCGUAAUGUGCGGAGCGCAUUCACCACCUCCGAUGCUGUGCGCAUGCACGUGGGCGACGGCAAAAUUGCCUGCCGAAGCGGCAGCCUGCUCAACAUGUUCAAGAGGAAGAAGAACCACGGAAACGGCAGUUCUAAUGGAAAGUCUGUGUCAUGGUCUGAACCAGGUGCAAGACAUCCUCCAAAAGGGGAUCACACGUGGCACAGACUGUCAGUGCAUGUGAAGAGACAGGAGGCAGGUUCCAAUCAGAUGGCCGUCAUCAAACCCUUAACUAAUACAUACCAAAACACAGCAAUGGAUUUCUCAAACCUCAGCACUAAGACUCUGUACAACGUGGCGGAAGAGGACGAGGGUGACCCUGUCCGAUACAACCCCCCCACCACUCCCCCCAUGAUGGCCCACGGACAAAUACGCGCUUGUGGGCGGAUGACAGACGUGGGCGAGGAGGUGGCGCUCUAUACCCAUAAGCAUCUGCAGAAAAACAGUAUGAUCCCCCAACAUGUCCUCAUGGACCACCUGCAGGAGGAAGUGGUGGUGAGCAAAUUUAACUGUGAAAUCCCAGAGCUCAACGAUAUGAUAAGCAUGCCCGAGGCCGUGAGCGGCGGCCUGCCCGUGUACCGCCAGGCCCGCCUCAUCCAGCGCGACCCGGCCCUGCCCGUGCUCCUCGACUCCUUCGACGAGGAGCCCGCCUCCCCUCUGGAGGAGGACGGGAUGGAGAGUGAGCACUUUGGCCUUCUCCACGGCUACAUCUACAACAACGCACAGAUUCAUGAAGAGGACGACCUGGUUGAGAUCAAGUUGGCCAUGGAGGAUUCUUUGGCUCUUAUGCCUCCCUCCCCCUUCCGAGAUUGCGCCGUUCCUCCAGCGAGCCCCUUCCCCAAUUCGCCGGUGUCCGAGUCGAUUUUGUGCACUCCUCCAAACGUGAUGUAUGCCUCUGUCAUUCUCCAAGACUACAAGCAGAGCUCCUCAACUCUGUGAGGGCACACGAAAAACCGUUCAUGAUGAUGCAUAAGGGAAAAGCCAUGAUGUGGUCUGAUGAGUCAUUUUCUCUCUAUAACUUAGUCGCUUCUACAUGAUAAGGGUGAACAACACGGUGCCACAUUAUAAAUUAUUUUAAAUGUUAGAUGAAAGAAUUUGCCUAAAAUAAACAUAUAUUUCUACGCUAACGUAAGCUUUUAGAAUAGACUUUCUUCCUUUGAGACCUAUAACUAAGAUUGUCCACGUACUUUUAUGAAGUAAAUCCAUUUGAUAAGAUUUAUUUGAAUACAUAUAGAAUAUGAUGUAACAAGCAGAUGAGUUGUUGAUUUUAAACAGGGUAACUUACUGGUGAUUAUAGUUUGUAUGGUUACAGUUCAAUUUGACAAUGUUUUAAGAAAAUGUGUUAUGCUGUACACAUUGUGUGUUUUGUGAGAAGAAAGAGAUGGAAGAGUUGAAAGGAGUAAUUUGACAUCUUUGGGAUGUAUGGUCAUUCGCGCUCUUACGGAGCAUUAUGCUGGGAAGAUUGACAUCACUCAUAUCUGACUAGUAAAUAUAAAGAAAGCUACAGCUGGCAAGCCUUUAGCUUAGCAUAGUAUAAAGACUGGCAACGGCUGGUGAAACAGGUUAGCUGCCAAACUAAGCAGCUGCUGACUACAGCUUCACAUUCAGUGUACAGUCAUCCGAGUUGUAUCAACCGUCUUAUAUAAAUCAUGGUAAGACUACAAUUGAGUGUUGUUCCCCAAUUAUCAAACCACUUCUUUAAGGUAUAAGUGAAGUGAAAUGAAAAGAAAAAAAAGUGUUGUCCUUUGAGGAAAUUUAAAUGUUGACAUUGAACAGACAAAAGAAUUUUUUUUAUCAGUACAGUACUUGCCAGUCAAGUGCACUGACUGUAUCACGAAUGUAGCAGAGGACGUUCAAGUGCCACAUUUUCAUCGAGAAUUGUUUUUCUAUAUAUGUAUGCAUUUAUCUCAUUUCUCAACGGUCUCAAAUUUGUAUCUUUUAUAAUCUUAUUUCGUAGAUGUAUUCAUGUAUGUACAAGAUAAACGAUAUGCAUAAUGUUUUGUGAAUGUAUGAAUUGUGUAUCAUGUUUUGGUAUUCAGAUUAUAUGCAGUACAGUAUUAUAGAGAGAGCUCAUUCGCUGUGUAUGCUUAUAUUGUGUGAUUGGCUGUGUAGACCAAUCAGUUUCCUAAAUACUUUUAACAGCCUAUUGAAACUGUAUCAUGUGAUCAAGUGCUAUUGUUCUUAAUAUUCUCAAUAAGCUAUUUGCAGCCUGACACGGUACAUGCACAGAAUGGAUCAAGUUUGCCAUUUAAAGGAAAUAUACUCACUGUAGAGCAUUUGAAAGAAAAACUUAUUUGAUUGGAGUAAAUUGAAUAUUUUUUA
Molecule: messenger RNA, 5123 nt
Organism: Scophthalmus maximus (turbot)
Lineage: Eukaryota; Metazoa; Chordata; Actinopteri; Pleuronectiformes; Scophthalmidae
Gene: grm1b
Product: glutamate receptor, metabotropic 1b
Exons: 9
Coding region: 165-3740 (1191 amino acids)
Biological process (GO): regulation of synaptic transmission, glutamatergic; G protein-coupled glutamate receptor signaling pathway
Cellular component (GO): postsynaptic density membrane
Molecular function (GO): G protein-coupled receptor activity involved in regulation of postsynaptic membrane potential; adenylate cyclase inhibiting G protein-coupled glutamate receptor activity
Source: RefSeq, a predicted model, not a curated record